AAAUCACUGAAGAGAGAACAUUUCUUAUGGCAAUUGUUCAACAUAGAAAAAGAUAUCACGAAGACAACUGAGGACCUUGAUGCUGAAAAGAGAAGUCGUGAAGAAGUCAUGCAAGAACUAGAGAGUUUCGAGCAUGAAGCAAGUAAGAAGAAGAAAGAACAAGCCAAAUAUCUGAAAGAGAUUGCUCAGUGUGAAAAGAAGAUUGCUGAGAGAAACGUUAAACUUGACAAGCAUCAACCAGAGCUUCUGAAGUUGAAAGAGGAAACGUCUCGCAUAAACUCCAAAAUAAAGAAAAACAAGAAGGAGCUUGAUAAGAAAAGGGAAGAAAGGAGGAAACAUGCGGCUGAUAUAAAGGAGCUCAAGAAGGGCAUAAAUGAUUUAAAUGCAAAACUAGAAGAUUUGCUGGAAAAAGAAGGACGGGAUAGUGGUGAGAAGCUUAUUUUAGAUGACCAUGCAUUAAAGGAAUAUUUUCGCAUAUAUCCCCAUUUGUUGGAAAUGCAUUAUGCCGGUUGCCUUGAUGCUGUUUUCUUGCUUAGAUCCAUCUUAAGAUUCUGA
Messenger RNA from Morus notabilis, 555 nucleotides. RefSeq names its product structural maintenance of chromosomes protein 1-like. The record is from RefSeq and is a predicted model, not a curated record. The transcript has 3 exons. The annotation marks the transcript as partial. Lineage: Eukaryota; Viridiplantae; Streptophyta; Magnoliopsida; Rosales; Moraceae. Gene Ontology annotation, cellular component: cohesin complex; nucleus. Gene Ontology annotation, biological process: sister chromatid cohesion. Gene Ontology annotation, molecular function: DNA binding.